UCUAAUAAUAUUUAUGAUCGAUAUAAUCGAUUGUGUGUUCGAUAUGCUGUGAUUUAGAGCGAAGUGGGUGAAUAUGAGCAUUCAGAAAUUAGGAAGGAUUGCAAUAUAUGGUGCAGUUGCUUCCAUUAGUGGAGCAUUUGUCCUACAUCACUACACACAAGCCAACCUUGCUUCUGGUGGCUACUACCAGCUGACAAUAGAUGUUGUUAAAAACCAUCAACAAACCAAUGACAUCCUUGGAAGCCCUCUCAGGUUUGCCUAUAUGAAUCUUGGAAGGCGAGAUAUCCAAAUCACCAAGGACAAAGCACAGAUUGUAGUUCCCAUUAAAGGUUCAAAGAGGUCAGGAAAUGUCUUCUCAAAAUCCUCCAAAAAAAAUGAAAGGUGGCAUCUUGAUCAUGUUGAAGUUGAAGUGAAUCAAAGUGGUGGAAGACGAAUAAAAAUACUCUCUGAUGAACAAUCUCCAACAAACACAGAAUAACAAAUGCAGAAAAUAUAUGAAUAAUAACUGUACUAAAAUAUAAUUUGAUACAAUCAUACAGAAAAAUAAAACUAAAAA
Molecule: messenger RNA, 556 nt
Organism: Dendronephthya gigantea
Lineage: Eukaryota; Metazoa; Cnidaria; Anthozoa; Malacalcyonacea; Nephtheidae
Exons: 4
Coding region: 74-478 (134 amino acids)
Biological process (GO): mitochondrial respiratory chain complex I assembly; mitochondrial respiratory chain complex IV assembly
Cellular component (GO): mitochondrial inner membrane
Source: RefSeq, a predicted model, not a curated record